GAAUGUGGUCAUGGUGCCCUCGAUGAUCAAGCGACGUUUACAUCUAGGUCCUAGCAAUCAAUUUCCUCAGCUAUAGGCAAAGCUUCGAGAGCUCCUACUCUAGAUCUCUCUGGCGGAAACCCUCGGGUACUGGAUCGCUGACGUACCAUGUCGUCCAAUUGGCUCGCUGAGCAGAUAUCCAACACUCUCGGUCUCAGUACAGAUGAUGCCAAAGAACAGAUUGUACCAUAUGUGGAGAGCUUGAGCACUCGAGUCCAGGUCGAAAGGCACCUCCAGGAACUAUGCGGGUCCGCGCCUUUUAUCGCCACUUACUUGGACAGGAAGUUCCCUCUUCGAAUGCCUCCACCAGCCGCUCCAUCCAUGCCGACAAGUACCGCUCGUACUUCCGGUCCUACGCCAUCACAGGCCUUUCCUGCCAAUGUUGCGACCAAGAUAAAAACGAAAAAGAGCUCUUCUGCCGCUACCCAUUCGACCGGCAGCACAAGUAAGCUUGCGAAGAACGGUCAGAGCGGAAGCUCUACUCCUAAGCCAGAAGAUCUCGCUAUGGCCUUUGGUGGGAUGCCUGGACAGGUGUACAUCAAGAAUCGAGAGGACGAUCUGGGAUGGGGAGGAAGCGGAGGAAAGAAGAAGGGAAGUCGAGCGGGUACAGGUGCCAAUACGCCGACGAUCACGGUAGAAGAGGAGGACGGUACCGUCAUGGACCGUAGUCGGAGCCUGGCAGGUAGCGCUCGCGGUUCGAGCGCGGGUGGGAAUGCUGGCGUCGGUUUGUCGAACCCGGUGUCGAGGUCGCAGUCGCCAGAUGGAAAAGGGAAAAGGGAAAAGCUAGCUCCUGUCGAACCCGAAAGGCCGAAGAGUAGAGAGAUGAAGAAGAUUGAACGGAUGAUCGAGGGCGUCAAGAAGAUGGCGAAUGGGCAAGCGGUCGAGGCGGGCAAGAUGGAUGGACAGGAAGGAUGCUUCUGCAUGGCUCGAACACAUCCCUUAUCGCCAUAUACACCCGCGUGCUCUCAAUGCGGGUUGAUUCUUUGCAACCUACAUCUCCCUUAUCAUCCCUGUCCCCAUUGCAAAUCCACUCUCCUCGGACCUUCGGGCACAAUGCGGGUCAUCACGAAAUUAAACGACGAGCUCGGCGUGGUACUGCGCCGCGAGGACGAGGCGAAACGUCGUGCCAUUGAAGAGGAAAGGUUGGCUUAUCUUGCCGCAACUGGAGGCGGAGCCUUCCCGACCUUGAAUAUGAGUGCCGGAGGAAUUGCCAAAGACGUACCGCCAAAGGUGGAGUCGGGAGGCCGCAAGGUCAUGACGAUCGGAGGAAGCUCUGCGGGUGUGCCCACGGCGGCGCAAAAGCUCAAGGGUGGAAGAGGUCCAGGCCGAGGCGCUCCAGCCAAGGCGACUGUGGUGAUCACUCGGACGGCUAGUCCUCGACCCGUCUCCUCCCAGAAACUCGAUCAGACCGGCGUUCAGGAUGACCUGGAUGACGACAGCACCGGUCGAGGCAAAGGAAAGAUUCACCGGACCGCCCGUCCGGUCGAGAACGAUACCGAAGCUGGUGCUCGACGCUAUCGCGACUUGCAAGAUAGGAAAAGGUUCAACGAGAUGUGGAGACAACAAGAAGAGCGACGGUUCGGAGAUCGAGUUGCUGUACUACAAGGGUGGGAUGCGCAGUACGAGCCGAUCACGAAAGAAGAGAGGGACGAGAUGGAAGCGAAGCGUAGAGGCAAGGACGCUGAACCUGUUUACGAAAAGCCGAUCAUCCCUGGGGCCGAGAUCAAGGCCAAGCCAAAGCCGAAGAACAAGUCGAAGGGUAAAGGCAAGGAGAACGAUGUAGGCGAUGUUUGAAAGAUGUAGCAGCAUGUAUCCACGAGAUGGAUGACCAGCAUAUGUUCCUCAUAAUGCGACACGCUUUAGCAGGGCCUAAAUCGACCUAAAUUCGACGCGUUAUCAGUAAAUUUACCGCUUACAGCUAUGAUGUGUUAAUGUAAUAAUUAAUUAUUAACGUCAU
Messenger RNA from Filobasidium floriforme, 1996 nucleotides. RefSeq lists its product as uncharacterized. Gene Ontology annotation, cellular component: nucleus. The transcript has 4 exons. Lineage: Eukaryota; Fungi; Basidiomycota; Tremellomycetes; Filobasidiales; Filobasidiaceae. The coding region runs from base 148 to 1833 and encodes 561 amino acids. Gene Ontology annotation, molecular function: zinc ion binding. The record is from RefSeq and is a predicted model, not a curated record. Gene Ontology annotation, biological process: regulation of DNA-templated transcription.